This is a messenger RNA of Meyerozyma guilliermondii ATCC 6260, 3246 nucleotides long. RefSeq names its product exportin (gene CRM1). The coding region runs from base 1 to 3246 and encodes 1081 amino acids. Lineage: Eukaryota; Fungi; Ascomycota; Pichiomycetes; Serinales; Debaryomycetaceae. The transcript has a single exon. Gene Ontology annotation, biological process: protein export from nucleus; ribosomal small subunit export from nucleus; ribosomal large subunit export from nucleus. Gene Ontology annotation, cellular component: cytoplasm; nucleus. The record is from RefSeq and is a predicted model, not a curated record. Gene Ontology annotation, molecular function: nuclear export signal receptor activity; small GTPase binding.
AUGGAUGCUAUCUUAGAUUUCUCCAAGGAGCUUGACGUCUCCCUUUUUGAUCUGGUGGUCAAUGCCUUCUACUCAGGCUCCGGCGCCAAUCAAAAAGAGGCUCAAUUGGUCCUUAACCAGUUCCAGGAACAUCCCGAGUCUUGGAAGCGCUCAGACCAAAUCCUUUCGAGCUCUUCCAACGCCCAAUCGAAAUACAUUGCCUUGUCAUGUUUGAACAAGCUCAUUCAAUACCGGUGGAAAUCGAUUCCCGAAGAUGAAAGAGUAGGAAUUCGUAACUUCAUCGUAAAUAUGAUCAUCUCUCUUUGCGAUGAUGAGCUGGUAUUUGAGUCCCAAAGGGCCCUUAUUAACAAGAUUGACUUGACAUUAGUUCUGGUGUUGAAACAAGAAUGGCCCCAUAACUGGCCCCAAUUUAUCCCGGAGAUCGUCAAGAGCUCCACCUCGAGUUUUAAUGUGUGUGAAAAUAAUAUGAUCAUUCUCAAGUUGUUGAGUGAAGAAGUUUUUGAUUUCAGUCAAGACCAACUCACGCAGGCGAAAGCCAAGUCGUUGAAACUUAGUAUGAGAGAUGAGUUUGAAGAAAUCUUCAAGCUUUGCUAUGAAGUUUUGGAUAAAACUUCGAAGCCAUCGUUGAUCAUUGCUACUCUUAAAGCUUUACUCAAGUACAUUCCUUGGAUUCCAAUGAAUUACAUUUUUCAGACUGAUUUGUUAAAACUUUUAACUACUAGAUAUUUGGUUCCUGCUGACACUAGAACAGUCGCUAUACAGUGUCUUACCGAAGUUUUCAGUUUGCAUUCUCCUGAAAAUGAAGAAAAAUUUAUCAUCGCUUUUAAGGAAGCUAUGGAACAGAUAUAUGCAAUUGUGCCUCCUGAUACCAACCUAAAACAAUCUUACAAGAAUGCCAAUACCAACGAUCAAUCGUUUUUACAAGAUUUGGCGAUGUUUCUUUGCACAUUCCUCGGCAACCACUUACUACCCUUAGAAAGUAACGAGUCUUUGAGAGAUUUGCUAAUGAACUCUCUAUUUUACCUAAUUGAAUUGUCAAGGAUUGAAGAAAGAGAAUUAUUCAAGACGUGUUUGGAUUAUUGGAGCUCGUUUGUUCAGUCAUUAUUCGAGGAAAUUCAGGAUUUGCCUCAAAAUAGACUCAGUCCAUUGAUGCAACUACAAUAUCAAGGCAGUUUCCGCAGAGGUGCAGGCGGAGCUUUAGAUCCGUCUGUUUUGGCUCAGAUUCCUUUGAGACAACAUAUCUAUGCUAACAUUUUGUCAAAAUUACGAUUGGUGAUUAUUGAAAACAUGGCCAGACCUGAAGAGGUGUUGGUUGUUACAAAUGAUGAAGGAGAAGUUGUGAGGGAAUUUGUUAAAGAAAGUGACACCAUUCAAUUAUACAAGUCUAUGAGAGAAGUUUUAGUUUACUUGACUCAUUUGAACGUAUUAGAUACCCAGACAAUCAUGAGUGACAAACUCGCAAGGCAGAUAGAUGAGCUGGAGUGGUCAUGGGAAAACAUCAACACUUUGUGUUGGGCUAUAGGUUCCAUUUCAGGAACUAUGAACGAGGACAUGGAGAAGCAAUUCCUUGUCAAUGUAAUCAAGGACUUACUCUCUCUUACAGAAAUGAAGCGUGGUAAAGAUAACAAAGCAGUGGUUGCCUCCAACAUCAUGUAUAUUGUGGGACAAUAUCCUCGGUUUUUGAAGGCUCACUGGAAGUUCCUCAAGACGGUCGUGAACAAGUUGUUCGAGUUCAUGCACGAAACACACGAAGGAGUGCAAGACAUGGCAUGUGACACAUUCAUCAAGAUCACUACUAAAUGUAAGAAGCAUUUCGUAGUGGUUCAGCCGCAAGAAACAGAGCCUUUCAUCAAUGAAAUCAUAACUAACAUUCAACUGAUCACAGAAGACUUGAAUCCUCAACAAGUCCACACCUUUUACGAAGCUUGUGGUAUCAUUGUCAGCGCCCAAACACAAAAGGAGGCUCGUAACAAACUUCUCGGUGAAUUGAUGGCAUUGCCCAACAUGGCUUGGAAUACGAUCGUCCAAGAUGCUGGGCAUGAUCCUCAACUCUUGACGAACAAUGAACGAGUAAAGAUCAUUGCAAACAUCAUUAAGACAAACGUGUCGGUUUGUAAGGCAUUAGGACCUGGAUUUUACUCUCAAUUAGGCUUGAUGUACGUGGACAUGUUGUCAUUGUACAAAGCCGUGAGCACCAUGGUGUCUGACUCUGUGGCUAAAGAUGGAAUAAUAGCAACCAAAACGCCGAAGGUGAGAGGUUUAAGAACUAUCAAGAAGGAAAUUCUUAAAAUGAUUGAAACUUACAUUAACCAAGCCGAUAACUUGGAAGAGAUAGUGAGAGAUUUGGCACAGCCAUUAUUUGGCGCCGUUCUUGAAGACUACAAUUCCAAUGUUCCUGAUGCUCGUGAUGCCGAGGUAUUGAACUGUAUGACUGCCUUGGUAUCCAAGGUUGGCCAUAUGAUUCCUGAAGGAGUUGUGCUUAUUUUGCAAAACGUUUUUGAGUGUACACUCGAUAUGAUCAAGACCAACUUCAUCGACUAUCCUGAGCAUCGGGUGGAGUUUAUCAAGUUGCUUCGCGAAAUCAACGCCAAGUCAUUCCAGGCGUUGUUACAGCUUUCUGGAGAUGCAUUCCAAUCACUUAUCAAUGCCGCAUUAUGGGCGAUCAAACAUAAUAGCCGUGAGGUGGAAGACAACGGUUUGACCCUCACCCUCGAACUUAUUGAAAACGUGGAGAAAUUGGGAGAUACUGCGUUCACUAAAGCUUUUUAUGAGAACUUUUACUUUCAAAUCUUAUCUGAUACCUUUUAUGUUAUCACGCAACCAGAUCAUAAAGCUGGCUUCAGAAUCCAAUCACAGUUGUUGGCGCAAUUGGUGCACCUUGUCGAAGACAAUGUGAUCAAGUAUCCGUUGUACUCGCCUGACCAAGCAGCAGAAGGAACAGCUAAUUCAGACUUUUUGAAACAAUACCUCGCCCAAUUACUUUCGUCGGCAUUCGAUAAUUUGAAGCAAGAACAAUUAGUCACUUUCUUGAAUGUGUUGACUUCGUCUUAUAAGGACUUGAACAAAUUCAAGGGAACUUUGCGGGAUUUCUUGAUCCAAAUCAAAGAGGUUGGUGGAGAUCCUACCGAUUACUUGUUCGCUGAGGACAAGGAGCUCGAGAAGAAGGAGCAAAUUAGAAUACAGAGAGAGAAAGACUUACAAGUUGGUGGACUUGUCAAGCCGUCAGAGAUGGACGACGAUAUUUAG